GCGGACGCUGGACGGACGUUGGGAGGGGGAGGGGGUCGCCGGAUGCCUUGGACCAGUGACUAAUGACUAGUAGAGUCCGACUGACUGACGAACGGGGGGAGGAUUUUAGGUUUGUUGAGAUUCAUUCAGAGGCUGGAGAAGUAAAGGCGAGCAGAGACCUGUCGGACCUGACAGGCGUGGUGGUGCCGAGGAGAUCGUGCCUUGCGCUGGGAUGAUCUUUGUUCUGUUAGUCCGGGUUGAGUGCGGCUGUGGAUCAUCAUCUUGGAGCCAUGCGAACUGGAACUGGAACUGGAGCAGGAACUGCAACAGCAGCAGCCCCGUAGCAGGAGGGCGUUCGGGCUGAAGCUGAAGGCGUUGCACGGGGCUCAUUCCUCUUCGUCUUUCUAUCGCUGUAGCAGCAGGAGCAGCGUGGGCAUCACGCCCUUGGCUUGUAUAUAUCCCGAGCGUCGAGGUGCCCCGGGGAGUGGAAGCGGAGGGGAGCGAGUGUAUUUUGGUGCCACAGUGCGAGGAUAUCUAUGUUCCUGAUUAGGCUGCGUGUUUUCUCAGGCUUAUCGGCAUGUACUCUUGUUUCUGCGAGUCAGUCGCCCCUCCGUUGUCGUAGGUUCGUUGCGGAAUGUCGUCCGUGCACCCAUACGGGUAGACGAGCCUGAAAUUUUGCCAAAUCGGGUUGCUGUUGUACAUCAGGCCAGCAAUUUUUGGUGAUCAUCCUGAGCGCGGGAACUUGAGGUCCGAGGUCGUUCACUUUGUUGGUUCGCCUUCUGCGGUUUGACCGAUGGCGGAUUUGGGCGGGCUCACGCGAUUUUCUUCGCAGGAGUCUCCCUACUCGUCUCUCUGAAGCGGCCAUUUGGAUUUUUUUCCGCAUCUGAAUGCUUGCCAACGUAUCGCCUUCUUGCGUUGCUUAUGUUGAUUGAUCUCAUAACUACAUCAGAGUUCGCGCGAGAUGGUUUGUCCUGGAAGAAGGCCUGAAGACGUAGGAUCUAGCGAUUUUCAAGGACAUGAAUUACGGGCCAAGGUUACCCAUAAUGCCAUUGCAGCUGUGAGCCACUCAACGCAAGACAAUCCCGAAUGUCCUGCCGUAACACGGGAUACUGGAUCGAAGAUUCCUAAACGUCAAGCAGAUGAAGUUCGUUCUUCGGGAGGAAAGGAUUCAAGUUUAGCAGAGAGGAGCAACUCAGAUUGUCAGCGUUCCAGGAGACACAAAGUUGCUGAAGUGGCAUGCAGCUUCAAUUAUAAGAAUGCGUUCAGUAGAGUGGACACAUUUCAGACUAGCGCCUCGACCUCGCCUGCGUCAACUGCUCCUUUGACUGUGGUUACUUCGUCGCCCUUGUCAUCGUCUGGCGUUUCCAGUUCAGUCGUGUUUCUCUCUCGUACUGAAGCCGAGCCGUCAGGUGCCUGUUCAGGGAGGUUCGAUUCCGACAAUUCGAUUAGAAAUAAUGCAGAAAGAUGCCAAUCUUCUGCCCUUGGAAGAGCAGGCAGCACAGGCAGUAUAGAUGUGGUUAGCAGAUCCGGUUUGGCCUGUCAAAUCAGGCCGAACAGCGUUCCGAAUUCGACGCUCUUAGGAAGACUGUCUCUGGAAGGACGAUCGACUUUGGAGCACCCUACACAGGACCCUAGCUUCGUACCAUCUCAAGAGUCCCUCAGAGAUUCCAGUGGUGAGUCUGUUAGAGAAUCAUCAGAGGACUUGAGUAGGGAGUCUGGCGCACUGCGAUGGGUUCAGGCUUUAGAGUUUCAAGGUACAGGAGCUUGCCGGGCUGACGAGCGUCUGCGGCCUCUGCUUCGGUGGAAUGUUUCUUGCGUAGGGCCUGAUGGCAGGUUGUUGGUCCAAUUGGGGCAGCACUUCAAAGCCAAAGAGUUGAAUAUGCUCGCACGAUGUCUAUGUGCCCCUCUUGUACACAUACGAGUGGGUAAUGUAUCACGCCAAGGGCGUCUCCUGCGACCCACUCCGUCAAGGGGUUUCCUGAGCUUGACGAUGGUACCUGGCUCAGUCAUGCGGCUUUCCUUCAUUCCUGAUACUGGAUUUCCGGAGGUGCUUGCCGUGAUGAGUUCUGGGUCUGAGAAUCCAUCUUUUUCUUUGGACAUGCUUCCGGCUGAUAUGUCAGGCAGAACCUUUCAGUUGAAGCUGGCAGAUAGCAAAGUGCUGUAUUUCUGGCAAUCGGAGAAGUUGAAGUCUACUGGAGACGAACUUCUGUCAAAAAUGAAGGACAUACUGAGCCGAAGGCCUACGAUUUCUCAGCUCACUGGUAUCGAUGAAGCCCGUUUAGAUUCCUUUGCAAGUUAUAUUUGCUCAGCUCUUACUGUAUCAUCUUCAACCGAGGCAUCACCAUCACCUCCAUUAGUUUCUUCAAUCGAAAAUUUGCACAGCUCGAUGGGAAGUACGUCUGAGGCAUCCACCAAACAGACAAGCUUCCAAGAGGCGGGUUCAUUCAAUGGAGAAACGCAGGCGGUGUCCUUACCUACUGCUUUUGCGGAUUCGAGUGCAGAAGACGAGGAAGAUCUACCACCACCUCUAGAAGACAUAUCUGAAGGACUGACCCACAGAGGAGUAAUGUUAGAGAAUUUAGAGGCAUUUUCAAUCCGACACAGAUCCUCGUCAACUUCAUGGUCGGAAAGUUCAGAAAGACGGUCUGUGACGUCGAGGAGCAGUGGUGUGAGGUCCUUAUGCUCGUCUGCAAGUUUUAGUGGAGCCAAAGAUUGCCGUCUGUCAAACACGCAUGACCAGCCAGUGUUGCUAGCCAGUUCAUGGAGCACACGAACGUCACUGUCGAAUUCCAGUCCCCAGAAACAAGAAACGUCAAGCCUGAGUGCAGGUUUGUAUACAUCUUUAGAUUCGGAUUUGCGUGGACCUGGGCACGAUAGGUUCGAGAAGCAAAAUAGAAUCAAACCUAUAGCUUUCCAAGGUAUACCAGACUUCUCGCUUUGUAGUUCAUUACCGUCACUCGGAGGAGAGUCUGCGUCCCUUGCUCGCACUGGCUCACCUCCAGCCUCUUCUCACGUGCCUAUCUCACCGGCAUCUCUUCUAUCUCCCUAUUAUUGCCCAUGCCCUCUUGGUACAUAUUCUCCUCCUUACGUUCCAUCCACAUCCGAAGGGGGCCUCAUAUCGCCAUCUGCACCUUUCUUUUCUCUAAGACCUCCACCUUCUCUUUUCCCUCCUGGAUCCUUGAGCUUUCAUGAAUUCAGUUUAUGUCCAGUUCAGUUACCGGUGUCGACUUUGGUGACCGCAGCAAUUCCGAUUCACUCGUCUGGGAUUUCCCCCUUUUGCACUCAGCCAGUAAGCUCGAUUCCCACUUUGCACAAGCCAGCUCCAUACAUGGUCAGGACCUCUGCAGUGUCGGGAUACAGCAAUACGUCCGCAGAAGGUCUGGAAAAGUCCUUUUACUCUUGUUUGAGAGCAAGACAAGCGAUGCAUGAUGAAAGCUGCUCUGUUAACUUGUCCACUAGCUCAUGCCCAGGGCCUUCCGCAUGGCCAGCACCCAAUAAAAUCGAAGCAUUCAUGCCUGUAUUUGACCCCUCUCUUUCGCUCAAUGCUUCUGCACCUUGUACAAAUACUUCAACCGAAAAUUCCACGCAGACUAGGAGGCCUUUUCUAGAUAGGAAUGUACACGGAACUCCAGGUCCUUAUGGGAGUUGUGAUUAUGGACUCAACACACACACCCAUAGGGUGUCAACAUUUAGGGAUAUGAACCAAAUGACUCCCUUUGAACUAGGUUUCCGUUACACGUCUCGACUUGAAAAGGAGAACUAUGAGGCGUCUACACUCGGGAUGGUUGAUCAAAUAUCAUCAAUCGGUGAUAUCAAGUUUGAGCAGACGAGCUUAUUUUCAAACAUGGCCCUUCGGAAGUCGAGUCGCAUCGGUGGACAAAUUCUUCAUUCGCCUGAAAGCUCAGCUAGAGGAGAAUCUCGCACAGGAGAGUCACACCCCAGUUUUCGUUCUGAAAGUGCUGAAGAUUUAUCGCAUGUCGAUGUUAAGGAUAUGGCAGCUAAGAAAUCAAAACACACUGACGAGACAUAAAGAUGGAGGAGGAAAAACUUCCCAUAGCUUUCUACUCAUGCUUUCGCCUUCCUAGUUAGCAGAUGUUGUGCUAGCUUUUGCUUGGCGUUCAAUUCGUACCGUCGUUGCAGGAUAUGUUGUUGUACCAUAGCAAGUAAAACUAGAAAAAUGCCAACUUGUAGGAUUAUGUUUAUUCAACAUUCUUUUAAAGAGAUUCAGUUGAACAUGAUAUAUAUCAAUGUCAUUGUCUUAUGUCCCCUCAUUCUUUAGUCAACUUACACGAUAUCGUAUUGAAUGUCUGUCUUGCUCACAUUUUCUUGCCUUGGCAGGCUGAUUACAAAUUUGAGCAGUAAACGUCCUUGUAAGAAUUUGGAGUAACUUGAACCCAUCAGUGAGAUAUGGAGGCGGGCUUAAUGUCUCCUAAUUUCUCAGUUCGAAUUAUUUCCUUCUGUUCUGUUUUACUAUCUACUGCCAAGUCUGUCUAUUGUGAAUACGAAGCAGAUAGUUUGUAGCUGUAAUUGAAUGAAAAUAAGCUCAUGAAUAUUAGGCGUCUUUUCUCUCAAAUAAGAAUCUUAGAGAAGAAAUCAGUCAACUCGAACUUGCUAGAGAUUACCGUGGUCUUUUGAGAUGUGUGUCUUUUUAGGCGGAAGACUCAGGGGAAGGAUGGAAGAUUUUGGGGACCAGUUGGUCAGAUGCUAUCACGUCACGUUGACGAAGAGUCGGGUCAGAAGUUCCUUCAAGGGUCAUGCAACUCCUUGUAAUAGAUUUGUCUCGUUUUAUUAAGUGUAGCGAUGUCUUCAAAUUAUUAUCCCUUUCCUUGAAGUCAACAAGCUGAUAGAUUCUGUUUUGAAACCUAAGCACACUUUCCUAAGAGUUUUUACGAUGUUGAGAACGAGGUAUCGGAGAGACUAAUGUGGGGUGUCUUAUUUAUUUCUGGACUUCGCACCAAGGAAGCUUUUUUGGGAAUGAGAUGGUGAGGGUCUCAACUUGAAGUCGAAGUAACAGAGGAAUAAAAAAGUCGGCAUAGAUGUCAAUAGGCUGGAAUAGUUGUCAAAUUGAAGAAGUGAUGUAAAGCAAGGCGAUCGAUUACGUCGAUGUACAUUCGACCAAGAGAUAUCAUCCGAACUGCCGAGGGGCAGAGAGCGUUCUUUGUGUAUAGGUCGGAAGGAUUCUUUACCAAGCACUCUACAUUGUCUAGUUUGUUUUUACCCUGCUGUUGUCGGUGGUCAGGUCUAGAUUUAUCAGAAAAGGGCCAAAGGUUUGUUUGAGCUGUAAAUAAAUUUGCCGAAUGGUGGCUGCUCACCUAUCAUGUAUCAUGAAUUGGUUGUCCUACCACUUCGAAUGUUUGCUUUGUUGGCAUCAGGC
Marchantia polymorpha subsp. ruderalis is the source of this 5353-nucleotide messenger RNA. Lineage: Eukaryota; Viridiplantae; Streptophyta; Marchantiopsida; Marchantiales; Marchantiaceae. The record is from the annotation of a GenBank genome assembly.